AUGUCACAUCCUCCUCUUAAGGUUAUUGGCAUGGAAUACAAUCCUGUAUGGAUAGAUCGCACCUUCAAAUCACGGCAACUCACAGAAUCUCUCCUUGCCCCAGAGCGUGAAGCUGGCCUUCUCACAACUCACGAUUACGACGCAGCCCUCUCCUUCUUUCCCGACUUCCAUCGCCGCUACAACUCACUUGGAAUGGUGUUGGGUGGAUGUCUAAUGUACUCCAUUCGCAAGCCUUCCUGGUCAACACCGAAGACUACUGCUCUCGUCUUGACCAGUGCCGUGCUCGGUCGUGCUGUCGGAGCCGUGAGCUCAGUUCGAGAGCACUAUCAGUUUGCUCGUUCCAUCGAAAAUCCCGCGGGUUUCGCCCAGGCAAUGCAAAAUAUUCAAAGGAAACUUGGUCAACCUGUUAUGCGCCCUAUCGGCAGACCACAGGACCACACCUCAGCUGACGACCACUCUCAAGAACGAGAUUUUCAGCUCCCCCCACCCCGUGCAUCGCUGGAACAGCCGCCGAUGACUAAACCUACCACCUCGACUGGUACCUGGGAUAGAAUUCGAGCGGCCAACGUCCGCACAGCUGGAAACUCGUCUUGGGAUACUCUUCGCCAGAAACACGAGAGUGCGCGUAUACAAAACCGCGUUCCUGACACAACAGUCGACGACGUGAACGGAGAACCGGUGGGACAAGCAAAGAUUGAGAUAAUGAGCCGCACGGAAGAGCAGGCAAAGUUUGAUGCACUCCUGGACAGGGAAAGAAAUAUGAAAUAA
Messenger RNA from Laccaria bicolor S238N-H82, 768 nucleotides. RefSeq lists its product as uncharacterized. The coding region runs from base 1 to 768 and encodes 255 amino acids. Lineage: Eukaryota; Fungi; Basidiomycota; Agaricomycetes; Agaricales; Hydnangiaceae. The transcript has 3 exons. The record is from RefSeq and is a predicted model, not a curated record.